AUGAAUGAAGACACAGAAAACCCCUCCACUGUAGUGCGAUCCACGCAGAAUGAAAUUCCCUCUCUUCCGGUCAUCGUACCUACGCUUCGUCAGCUUGACAUGCUCUCACAAGAUGACCUCGAACUUGUUCAUACGUCCAACGUCCUGCGGCCUUCACAAUUGUCGGGACAACGACCAAUGAGGGUGGCUUUUGCGCUUCUCGUACUUCUUGCAUAUCGUCGUGAGAGGUUACGAGAUCAAAGGUUCUCUGACAGCCCAUGGGAUCGCUGGUUUCAAGAGACCGAGGCAAAGCGAGGGCUAGUAGUCAUUGAAAAGAAUAUUCAAUUGCUAUGGGAGGAGUUUUUGUCAUCCUAUUGCAACCCAAAGGAUGUUGAAGGCGCUCUUUGGACCGAGUUUCCACUUGAAGAAGGUUGCAGUCAAAGGAUCCGAGUGGUAGACCAUCUGGCAGAAGCUGAUCCACCCAUUUACCUGCUUACCCACCAAGUUGUUCAGUACAGCCUGCUCAAUUAUUGGCGCAAAGGUCCUGUCGUGGAUCCUUCUACUGCUCGACAUUAUCUGACGACAAAGUACGACUCGCUUUGCACACCAAGGUUGUCCCAUGCAGUCGAUUUGGGUUCUCGGAUGAUUUUUUUUGCACUCCUUGCGUCUUACACCUUGGAUCCCCCUCGCAAACCAUCCAUUUACAUUGCGUCUCUGGAGUAUAUUCACGCCAGAGAAAUUUUUUUAAUGCUCUUCGCAGUAUCUAUUCCAUGGCUAUAUCUUGGAAUUCCUUUUGCACUUACCACUCUCGCAUUCCUGUCCUCACUUCCCUCCGUUCCUUUCCCUGGAGAUAUCGCGUUUAACAUCCUUCUCAUUUCCCUGUUCUCUCAACUGUUCUUGUUUCACUUGCCAGUUCCACCUUGUCCAAUAUUCAUCUUUUCCCUGCAGGAUACACUGCCGUUCGUUCUUCUACUAUUUUGGAGGGUGUCACACGUCAUUGUGAGGCUAUUCUUAUUCUUUUUGCCGGCUCUCAUUCUAUCUCUAUACCUGCUGUCCUUCUCAAUGGCAGAUACCUUCCUGCGGAUACAAAUCACCUCUUGGCUGGUUGAUCCUUCUCCGAUGGAAACUAGAGGGGGAUACCUAGUUUUGUUGUUUCUUGUUAUGGCUAUGAUUUGCAUCUGCUUCUUCGUUGUUGUUCCUGUCUCAUCACCACUUAUCUCGUCGCCGUCUUGGGAUGUAUACUCGAAAGAUAUCGGUGUUGCUGCACGAACAGCUUUUGUACAUGCACUGAUUCGAUAUUCGUACCCUUAUCCGUUUCCUCCUCCUUUCAAUACCGUUCGUUUCCUGUUCUUGUUAAUACCGUCGUUCGUCUUCCAACGACUGGGAGUUCCACCUUCGCUGUUCGAUAAGCUUAACCGAGGAUUAUGGAGACUUAUAGUCGGACCUGUAUUCCUUCUGAUUGGCGUUCUCAUGUCAAAACUUCCUUAA
Messenger RNA from Marasmius oreades (fairy-ring Marasmius), 1467 nucleotides. RefSeq lists its product as uncharacterized. The record is from RefSeq and is a predicted model, not a curated record. The transcript is spliced from 3 exons. The coding region runs from base 1 to 1467 and encodes 488 amino acids. NCBI's taxonomy places the organism in Eukaryota, Fungi, Basidiomycota, Agaricomycetes, Agaricales, Marasmiaceae.